Messenger RNA from Silurus meridionalis, 6779 nucleotides. It is a transcript of the gene pik3ca, whose product is annotated as phosphatidylinositol-4,5-bisphosphate 3-kinase, catalytic subunit alpha. Gene Ontology annotation, biological process: cell migration; phosphatidylinositol-mediated signaling; phosphatidylinositol-3-phosphate biosynthetic process. Gene Ontology annotation, cellular component: cytoplasm; phosphatidylinositol 3-kinase complex, class IA; phosphatidylinositol 3-kinase complex, class IB. The transcript has 22 exons. The record is from RefSeq and is a predicted model, not a curated record. Lineage: Eukaryota; Metazoa; Chordata; Actinopteri; Siluriformes; Siluridae. Bases 519 to 3728 code for a protein of 1069 amino acids. Gene Ontology annotation, molecular function: 1-phosphatidylinositol-3-kinase activity; 1-phosphatidylinositol-4-phosphate 3-kinase activity.
ACACACACACACACACACACUCACUACCGUCGUGAGCGUCUGUAUCCAGCGAUCUGGCUGUACUUGCUCUUCAUCAUUUCUCGUGCUUAUUUCCAUGAAGUCCACGACCUCCACCGUUAGGGUUUCUUCAUUCCUGGAUAAAGACAAUCAUGUAGAGGAGAUCAUGUACUCGAUCUGCGGACAGUAAUGCGCGCUUCCUGCUCGAAGAAGACAAACGAGAUCAGCUGUCUGUCGUUGCUAUGGAGAGCCUGCGCCUAUCGGGCCGGGCCGGGUAGGCCGCAGCAGCGCCUGCGUGCUGGAGUUACAUCUGUGACCGGAGGAGGGAGCACCGAAAGCGGAUUACUCACCAAACACGACUACUCCACAUUCACUUGAGGAGUCAAUCAUCAAGUCCACAGAUGUUCCCAACAUGAGGAUAGCUGUGUACAAGCAACCCUGAACCUACUCUAUGGGGAUAAAGAAGUUGAAUAGUUUAAAUUUUAUUUAUUGAUAUUGGACAAUUGUGAGAACUAGAGACCAUGCCUCCAAGGCCAUCCUCUGGAGAAUUAUGGGGCAUCCAUUUGAUGCCCCCCAGGAUUUUGGUGGAUUGUCUGCUGCCCAAUGGCAUGAUCCUGACCCUGGAGUGCCUCCGUGAGGCCACACUUGUCACCGUCAAACACGAACUGUUUAAGGAAGCACGGAAGUUCCCGCUCCAUCACUUGUUGCAAGAGGAAGCUUCAUACAUCUUCGUCAGUGUAACACAGGAGGCAGAGCGGGAAGAGUUUUAUGACGAGACCAGGAGACUCUGUGAUCUCAGGCUCUUUCAGCCUUUCUUAAAAGUCAUCGAACCUGUGGGCAACAGAGAGGAGAAAAUUCUCAACCGGGAAAUUGGUUUUGCAAUUGGAAUGCCCGUGUGUGAGUUUGAUCUAGUGAAAGAUCCUGAAGUGCAGGACUUCAGGCGAAACAUACUUAACGUCUGCAAAGACUCAGUAGAAGUCCGAAAUGCCAACGGGCCGCAUAGUCGUGCAUUAUAUGUUUACCCUCCUAAUGUGGAGUCUUCAACAGAGCUUCCAAGGCACAUUUUUGGCAAAUUAGACAAAGGUCAGAUUAUCGUAGUCAUCUGGGUUAUUGUGUCUCCCAACAAUGACAAGCAGAAGUACACGUUGAAGAUCAACCAUGAUUGCGUGCCUGAGCAGGUGAUAGCAGAAGCCAUCAGAAAAAAGACACGCAGCAUGCUUUUGUCUCCCGAGCAGCUGAAGAUGUGUGUGCAGGAAUACCAGGGCAAGUACAUCCUCAAAGUGUGUGGCUGUGACGAGUACCUGCUGGAAAAGUACCCUAUCAGUCAAUAUAAGUAUGUGAGGAGUUGCAUUAUGCUGGGCCGAUUGCCAAACUUAAUGCUGAUGUCAAAGGAUAGCUUAUACUCUCAGCUGCCCAUGGACACAUUCACCAUGCCGUCUUACUCACGCCGCAUCUCCACAGCCACACCAUACAUGAACGGGGACACCUCGAGCAAAUCCCUGUGGACCAUCAACAGCAACCUGAGGAUACGUGUGCUCUGUGCAACAUACGUCAACGUGAACAUCCGGGACAUUGAUAAGAUUUAUGUCAGAACUGGGAUCUACCAUGGAGGAGAGCAGUUAUGUGACAAUGUCAACACACAACGUGUGCCAUGUUCAAAUCCAAGGUGGAACGAGUGGCUUAUGUAUGACAUGUACAUCCAUGACAUUCCCCGAGCUGCUCGUCUUUGUCUGUCCAUCUGCUCUGUAAAGGGGAGGAAGGGAGCAAAAGAGGAACACUGUCCGCUGGCUUGGGGAAACGUAAACCUCUUUGACUACACACAUACACUGGUCUCUGGGAAAAUGGCACUAAACCUGUGGCCAGUGCCACAUGGUCUAGAGGAUCUCCUAAACCCCAUCGGUGUCACGGGGUCCAACCCCAACAAGGAAACCCCAUGUCUGGAGUUAGAGUUUGACUACUUCAGCUGUCCUGUGAAGUUUCCUGACAUGGCCACAAUAGAGGAUCAUGCUAAUAAGAUCAUGUCUAGAGAGAUGGGCUACAAUUAUUUUCAAUGUGGGCAGAGCAGCAGACAGGCUCGGGACCACCACAUAAUGGAUACUGACAUCGAGCAGCUGCGGCAAGUAGCAAACAGAGACCCUCUCUCUGAGAUCACUGAGCAGGAAAAGGACUUCCUGUGGAGGCAAAGGCAGUAUUGUCAAAGUAUACCAGAGAUCCUUCCUAAGAUUCUUCUAGCUGUAAAGUGGAACUCCAGAGAUGAAGCUGCUCAGAUGUAUUGUCUUCUUAAAGACUGGCCUGAAAUUAGACCAGAACAAGCUAUGGAGUUACUUGACUGCAACUAUCCAGAUCCAAUGAUACGAGACUUUGCAGUACGGUGCCUUGAGAAAUAUUUGUCUGAUGAUAAACUCUCCCAGUACCUUAUUCAGCUGGUCCAGGUUUUGAAGUAUGAGCAGUAUCUUGAUAACCCCUUGGUGCGGUUUCUGCUGAAGCGAGCCCUGACCAACCAGAGAAUUGGACAUUUCUUUUUUUGGCAUUUGAAGUCAGAGAUGCACAACAAAACAGUGAGUCAGCGUUUUGGCCUGCUGCUGGAGUCAUACUGUCGUGCCUGUGGUAUGUAUCUGAAGCAUUUGGGCAGACAGGUGGAGGCCAUGGAGAAACUAAUCAACCUUACAGACAUACUUAAGCAGGAGAAAAAGGAUGAGACUCAGAAGGUGCAAAUGAAGUUUCUGGUUGAGCAAAUGAGGCGGCCAGAUUAUAUGGAUGCCCUCCAGAACUUCACCUCUCCUUUGAAUCCAGCACACCAGCUAGGCAACCUGCGCCUUGAAGAAUGCAGAAUAAUGUCAUCAGCAAAGAGGCCCCUGUGGCUUAACUGGGAAAACCCUGAUAUCAUGUCAGAGCUGCUCUUCCAGAACAAUGAGAUCAUCUUUAAGAAUGGAGAUGACCUGAGGCAAGAUAUGCUGACACUUCAAAUUAUUAAAAUAAUGGAAAACAUCUGGCAGAACCAAGGUUUAGACCUCAGAAUGCUGCCCUAUGGUUGUCUUUCCAUUGGAGACUGUGUUGGCCUUAUUGAGGUUGUGAGAAGUUCUCAUACCAUCAUGCAAAUCCAGUGUAAAGGAGGCCUCAAAGGAGCAUUGCAGUUCAACAGUUCAACACUGCACCAGUGGCUGAAGGACAAGAACAGGGGCGAGACGUAUGAUAUGGCCGUUGACCUGUUCACACGAUCCUGUGCCGGUUAUUGUGUGGCCACUUUUAUUCUUGGCAUUGGUGACCGACACAAUAGUAACAUCAUGGUAAAGGACGAUGGGCAGCUGUUUCACAUAGAUUUUGGCCAUUUUCUGGAUCAUAAAAAGAAGAAGUUUGGGUACAAGAGAGAACGAGUGCCAUUCGUCUUAACUCAAGACUUCUUGAUCGUGAUUAGUAAAGGAGGAACUCAAGAAUGCACUAAAACCAGAGAGUUUGAGAGGUUUCAGGAGAUGUGCUACAAAGCAUACCUGGCUAUCCGACAGCAUGCAAACCUCUUUAUCAACCUGUUCUCGAUGAUGCUGGGUUCCGGUAUGCCGGAGUUGCAGUCGUUUGACGACAUUGCCUACAUCCGCAAGACUCUGGCACUAGAUAAGACUGAGCAGGAGGCUUUGGACUACUUUAUGAAGCAGAUGAACGAUGCUCAUCAUGGUGGAUGGACCACAAAGAUGGACUGGAUCUUCCACACCAUUCGACACCAUGCCCAGAACUGAGCCCGAGUAGGACUGAGCCCAUAUGAAAGGUGCUUGAGCUAGGACCUCAUGCCCAGAAUCUACUGGCCUAACUUUGCUGGUAGAAACCUGGCAGCCAGACCUCAAAGUGGGGUAAAAUGUGCCCCAACUGACCUUCAGAGCACUAAACAAUCCAAAAUAUUUUUCUUUUGUUUCAGUCUCCUUUUGGCAUCCAUACAGAAGAAUACUAACCCUAAUCUUUGUCCAGAAUGGUUGUACAUUAUUGCCUGUAGUUUUGUACUGAUGUUUUCCUUUUUUUUUUUUUUUUUUGUUCUUGCUGCUCUUUUCCUGGAGAGACCAUGAUGAUUUUUAUUUGAUUUCAAGUUUUCUUUUGAGAAAAAAGUCCACGGGAAGUGUUUUUUUUUUUUUUUUUUUUUACGUUUAGGGCACUCUUCGGAUUACUCAUGUCUUCCUCCAAGUACAAAUGCCUUUAAAUAUGCAUGGAACCUCUGAGGAACUCAUAGAUGAAACGGUCGAAAUGUUGUCGUUUGGUCUCCGUCCUGAAGGAUGGUUUCUGUAGCAAAUGUAGAGGAGUUGGCAUUUCCUGAUAGCUUGCAAAAAAAAAUCCAUUGGCUCUUGGAAACUGUUGCCCUUUGAUCACUACAAAGGUUUUUAAUGCUUCUCCAUCUCCUUUACUACCUUACGUUAAUGCUGAGCGAAUAUGAGUUUAGAUAGGAGCUUUAAUUUAUUUUGCCCUGAUUAUGAAUUUAGAGGAGGAAUAUUUAACCUUGUUGCACCCACAACUGGAGCCAAUGAAACACUAACCGAAAAGAAACAUCCAAAGCCUACACGGUGAACGUAUUCAGACUCAACAUAGAAUAAAUAUUUCAAAUAUUCUUCCGUGUAAAUUCCUCCCGCAAACCUUUUUAGACCAACACGGGUGAAAGCAAGAGAGUUUAAGUUAAAGCCUUAAUGGAACUUAAAGCUUGGUGGCUAAAUGCACAGUUGUCUCUCAUGUGUACUGCAUGCGGCAGUAGAGGCUAACUUGGUGCUUAGUAAAACCAGGUUUGUGAACACUUUAUCCUCAGAAGAGUUGCUCUAUUUUCUGCUAAAGUUAACCAGAAAGGUUCAUAUAUUGUCUGCAUUUGUCCUUACUUUCAUUGUGUCUGGUAACAACUGUUAGCUUCUAUAAGAAAUGAAGAAUGGUGCUAAAUAGAUUCCACUGUAUAGAAAGGGAAGAAUCUCUGGACGAAAUGGAUGUUUAAUGCUAAAAUGGUUUCGAACGCUGAGAAUGGUUCAGCCGAUGAUGUUAUCAUUUACACUAAAAACUACACUCUACAGUAGUACAUCUUUGUAUUGUAUAUAUGCCUUUUGAUGCUUCUAAUUUCUCCUCCAUAUUGGUUUUGUGCGGUACACUGUCAGACGUGAUGAGGAUCUGUCAGGUGUGCGAUAUGCAGUUUACUUCUGGGGGUUCUAAAAAUUCAUAAGCUUUAAACUUUAUUUAAAAAAAACAAGUAACUUUGGCAGAUCCCAUACAUAAUCUAUCAAAGCUGUUUUAUUAGCAUUUCACCAGGGCAGCUUUGGCUAUGUGAAUAGAAGUUGUUGAGUAAGAGAGAAAGUGAUCCAGUUAACAAUCAUGUCAAAAAAAUGAUUUUGCAUGACAGUAAAAAAAGAGAGCUCCAACCAUUCAAGCCAAACCAAGUGACCUCUAAAUCUAAAUAUUGUAUACGUCCACAGUAAAUUUACUUUGGGUUUACAUUUGUAUUUGAACCACAAUGACUUGACACAAUGAUCACAGCCUAUUAAUCCAACCUCUGUGGUUAUGGAGAAAGCCUGUUGUGUUUUCGCAUUUAAAGCUGUGAAAGUGUAAAGAUUAUAAAUGAGGUGCAAUCGUGCUAUCUGUAUGGAUGUGUGUCUGCUGGUGGGACAAAUAGCUUGCGCUUUAUAAUUUUUUCGAAAGUUCAUACCUUAAUGGAAGAUUCUGUAUGUUUUUUCUUAAAAAUCUGUUAAUUCAAGCCAAAGUUCUACAUAUGGUAUGUUGCUUACCUGCUUAAGCACCUGAAGCAUUAAAAAGGACAGUCCUUGUUCCCAGGACAUCUCAAUAAUUUAAUGAAGAUGGAGCUAUAUCGUAGUCUGAAGGACUUUUUUUUUUUUUUUUUUUUUUAAACUCACAGAAGUUUAAUAUUAACAUGAGAAGUUUCUAUCUAUCAAAUUUGAGAUGAGGCCAAUCAAUCUGCCUUUUUGCUAAAUGCAACCCUUGUGUUUUUAUUUCUUCCUACAUUCUGUAAAGAAAAUGUGUACAAUUCUGUUGUGCACCGAAAUGUAUUAAUGCACAGAAUAGGAAGGGCAUCUUUAUCGCAUCAAUCUAAUUUAUAAUACGUAUCCUGAAGUAUGAUGGCAUUGUGGUAUUCCAGUUUUCAGAUUCAUUUAUCUGUUGAAUUUGAGGCUUCAGAUCUUUAAAUGUCAUUGUGAUUCUCAUAUGCAGUAAACUAAUGAACAGGUAUGCAAACAGCAACUGAUGUAUGCAGGUGGCUUUUGCACUUCAUUGUCAUUUUCUUCCCCUCAAUUCUUUACAGCCAAUUCAGUCCCAAAGGACAGAACAUUUUCAACUGCAUGUCUUUAGCAGCAUUACCAAUUGUACUCCUCUACUGCCUGAAACAGUUCAAAUUAAUUAGCAGUUAGUCCUUGUAAGCAGCCUUGUUUUAGCCCUUUAGAAGCCAUUUAGUGCAUGUCACAAAUUUUUUUUGUGUCUGUACAGGUUACAGAUGGGCUGGACCCAUUUAAAAGCCCAUUUUAAAAUGUUUAAAAUUACAUGUGCAAAUGCUUUGUAUUUUCAUUUUUUUCCACCAACUAGGAAAACCGAGAUGCUGGAUUCUUGGCAUCAUUUAUAUAAAUUACAAUGGAAAAAAAAAUCAUAUUUCAGUUUCAAAUGUACUUGAAUAUCAUUGCUCUGAACCAUCCUCGUGUUGAGUGCAAAUCUGUUGUUGUGGUGUAGCACUGAAGGUUCGCUUGCAUAGGCAAUUUCAUACCGAUGUUGAAUGUCAAAAACAAAGUUGGGUUGUAAGAGGCUCUGCUGGAGAAACUCUUGUAAAA